Orycteropus afer afer is the source of this 3111-nucleotide messenger RNA. The record is from RefSeq and is a predicted model, not a curated record. NCBI's taxonomy places the organism in Eukaryota, Metazoa, Chordata, Mammalia, Tubulidentata, Orycteropodidae.
AUGUCUGAACAAGAGCGAAUACAGGAAUGCCUGAGGAAAGAAAUAAGGUCACUUCUCAUUUCCACCAAAGAUGGUUUAACCCCACAACAGUUGGAAAAGGAGUACCUUUUCAUGGUUGGCAAUCAUCUACCACUCCGAAUCCUUGGAUAUCGGUCUACUAUGGAGCUGGUUUUGGACAUGCCUGAUGUUGUUAGUGUCUGCCCCUGUGGGGAUGAUACUGUAAUAUUGAAAGCUAUUCCAGAUGAAUCCACCAAAGGAAUAGCAAGUUUAGUCGCAAAACAGAGGAGCAGCCAUAAGGUUCGAAACUCCAUGCUGAAGGAAAGGGGCAGUGUUUGCCCUGGACCGAGCGCUCGUGGAAGAGUACCUUACCGAGGAAGAGUACCCCCUAUUCUUCCAGCUGUUGUAAAGAGUGAGUUGAAAGAUCUCUUGGCAUUAUCUCCAGUUCUUCUUUCGGAUUUUGAAAAGGCUUUUGCCAAGCGAUUUGGACGAUCAUUCCAGUAUGUGCAAUAUGGAUUUCUCUCUAUGUUUGAAGUGCUGAAUGCGGCUUCAGAUGUCAUUUCUAUAGAGCAGACCAGGGCUGGUUCUUUGUUGACACUAAAGAAGAGCAAAUCAGAGGAAAAGCAGAGAAAGUGGCCAGCAGGUAAAAUUUUUGCCCAGCCAUUUAGAAUGAAACCGCAAGAAACAUUGUCUCCAAGCUCCCCCAUAUCAAGGGUGUGCUUUUCACAACUCACUUCAAACAUGGAACCACCAAAGCAAAUAUUGAACAUGGACGAGCCUUCCAAAUCAAAUACAAUGGAGACUUUAAGGAUGAGUCACACUGAAAAAUUAAACCAGUUGGAAAACACGUUUAAAUCAGUCAUUGCCCAACUUGGACCUGGAGGAACUGUCAGUCCAGAGAUAAAACAAAAGAUAAAAUUUGUUGUAUCCAGGUUUCCAGAAGGUUUGCUUAUUUCUAAACUGCUUGGAGAGUUUGAGGAAAGUUUUAAAGAGCAACUUUCCCCUCAAAAAUUGGGCUUCUUAAAUGUGACAGAACUUGUUGGAGCUCUUAGCGACAUUCUCCACGUUGAAUUCAGGGAAGGAGAACAAGACUUACUAGUGUUUGAUGCUGAUAUGAAGUCUGUACCAUCUGUCAGGAAUUCGUGUUUCGUUCAAUCAGAUAAGAAAGUGGAAGACAAAGGCAGUCCCCCUAGAAAUUCACCGUCUACUGCUGCUGUCAAGGAAACUACAUGGAAUACUCCAUUGAAAAAUCUUAAAGAACUAGAACAGAAGAUUCACAAGAAACCUAAUCUUGUGGUAAAGCCUUUACAGCUGCAAGUGGGCAUAAGCAAAUCACAGCUCAGCUUGGCAAUGGCAAAUCAUGAUAUCCCACCAGAUGCUGUACGGGACAAGAAAUUAUACAGACUCCCACCAUUAGACACCAGUACUCUUGUUGGGGUCUUUGUGGAGUAUAUCAUCUCUCCUAGUCAAUUCUAUGUCCGAAUCUAUAGCAGGGAUUCAUCAGAGUUACUCGAAGACAUGAUGAUUGAAAUGCGGCGCUGUUAUUCUAAUCAGCUGGUUUCUGAUCGAUAUGUCAUGCCAGACUAUUUAAUCCAACCAGGACAUCUCUGUUGUGUAAAGAUUUCUGAGGAUAAGUGGUGGUAUCGUGUCAUUAUCCAUCGAGUCCUUGGGAAGCAAGAAGUUGAAGUGUUCUAUCCAGACUUUGGAAAUAUUGGAACUGUCCAGAAGUCCUCUCUGAGGUUUCUCAAGUGCUGCUACACAAAGCUUCCAGCACAAGCUAUCCCCUGUUCUUUGGCUUGGGUGAGACCGGUAAAGGAGCACUGGACAUCCAGAGCUGUUUUGCAGUUCCAGAAGUUGUGUGGUUUGAAGCCAUUAGUGGGGGUAGUGGAUGAAUAUAUAGAUGGAAUCCUUAACAUUUUUCUGUGUGAUACCACCUCCAAUGAAGAUGUCUACUUCCAUCAUGUCUUGAGAACAGAGGGCUAUGCAAUUGUAUGCCAAGAAAAUGUCCCUUCUAAGGGUUUCAGAGAACUCAACCCUUUAGCUUUGUACACUGAAUCCAGUCCAGAGGCAGAGGAUGUUGUCUUAACAGAACUGGGUUACCCUUCCCAGCAGCACUAUUUUAAUGAAGGCCAAGAGAUAAAUCCACAAUCGAAAGAGAAUGAGCCACCUACCCUGCAAGUUAUUAAUGAUGAAAAGGCUUUAAGUCACCUUAAAUCUGAGUCAGAGUUAAAGGAUUCUGAGUUCAGUUCUUUGAAAACCAAAGAUAAGAGCUGUGAAGAAGAUCCCAAGUGGCCCAACUCAGUGUCAGAGAAUCUGAAGGAAGAAAAUGAGGAUGAGAUUCCCACUGGAAUGCCAUGCCUGGAGUCAGUGACCAUAGGUGAUAAUAUUUGGGAUGAGAGCUGGUUAUCUCCACAGGCUAAAAUGGGAAAUGGAGGUAAUGCUGCCUCCCAACUAUUUACCUCAAGGCUUGGUGGAAAGAAACAGUAUUCAUCAUGUAAAGAAUUACCACAGAAGAAUUGGUGUCUUACUACACCCCAAGAUAUAUGGGAUGAUUCAUGGCAGCCUUAACUUGUGAAUGGAAUGAAAGUAAUAGGUCAAAAACUAGGACUAGGUGCUCAGGAAAAAAAUACUAGCACAAAUAAGAUUCAAAAGCAACCAGACUUAAAAGGUUCUUUGGAUUCUUCCACACUGCCCAAGUCAUUGGAAGAGUUCUACAUCUCUCUGAUCCACUCUCAGCAGUCUACAGAAGGGAACCAGUUUGAGCCCGACAGCAUUCAGACUAAGGCAAAGCAAAUUCAGUUAUCCACAGCAGCACCCAGUGUAACUCCUGCAAUGGGUGAUUCCCCAGAAGGACACUCUGGCUCAGUGGAAAGCUCCCCAGGGAGUCUAAAGAAUGAAGAUUUUUCUAGUAGCCAUGCUAUGACACUGUUCAAAGACAAAAGUCAAGAAGCCAUGGACCAGAUCUCUUUGAUUUUGUCUCCUGAACACCAGAUUUCUCAGAAGCUCUACAUUCCUCGGAGUACAGCCACUGCUGCCUUAGGUGCUGCCGCACGGCUAGCCACAUCCGGGAGCUUCCUGCACUGGUACCCUAGUAUGAAAAGGAUGGAAGCAUGA